UUGUUUAAGCCAGAACGCGCCAGUACGGGCAGCGUCGCCUGCAAAGAAGGAAAAAGAAGUCCGCCACGCGCACAAUCGCAAGCUUCGUUCUCUCUUGUUUGCUAACGGUGUUGCUUCCUUCGAUUGUGCAGCUCACUGGCGCAUCCACCUGUCUACGGAGCGGUGCCAUUGCUCAUCCUGUCGUCCUAAUAUCGCCCUAAACAAACCCGUCCGUUUGAACUGGUAUCCAUGCAAUCGUAAUCUACACGACGACAAUACACACGCGCCUACGCUUACGAACCGCCGCCUGGAUUUCCCAGGGAAGCCAUUCAAUCCCUAGCCAUGGGCCUCUUCGAUAACCUAGGACAAAACCAGCCUGCUUCGGCUGGAGGCUCAGGAUCUCUGUUCGGCGCAAACACAGGAGCCUCAGCGACGGCAGCUUCGUCUGCCACCCCCAAACCCAGUCUGUUUUCAUUCCCGCAAACAAGCCAACCUGCUGCGUCGUCAAGCACCACGGGGGGGCUGUUCGGAUCAAGCACGGCGGCGACAUCAAAUGCUCCCGCUUCCGGUGGCCUGUUUGGAGCAUCGACAACCCAGUCUCAGCCGGCGAGCAGCACAGCCGGUGGGCUCUUUGGUGGGCUUGCGAAGAGCCAGCCGCAGCAAGGCACAAGUUUGUUCGGUGCUUCGACGCAACCUGCGCAGCCAUCUGGUUUGCUGGGCGGCUCGCUGCUGGGUCAAUCGCAGCAACCACCAGCGGCACAGUCGCAGGCGGACUCAUCCGUGCAGCCCAAGUCAGCGGCGACACUGCAGGCCGCGUACUUCGACCAGAUCCUUGAGCGAGGCAAGAAGCGUGAGAAGCAGGAAAAUGGUCUUGGAGCGCUGGGCGAUCUUCCAACGUUGCAGCUGGGGUUAGGCGACAUUGCAAGAAAAGUGAGGAACCUUGGCCAGGGAGGUCCGACGACUCAAAAGGGGAAAGGGGUGGAUAGCAGAGCACACUAUCUGCUGGCUGCCUCCGGCGUGUCGACAUCGUCUGCUCUUCGCGACCUCAACAGCCUCAAUGCCCAGGCCGGCGUUGCCAUCACCCCUCCGUCCCACAUUGUGGCCGACUACGAUCCUGAAACGUACGUCUCCAACCUUCGCGCGCAAACCACCCUGGAUCUUAUUCAGCAGGGUCUCGAGCAGUCAAAGCGUGACUUCGAUACCUUUCUAGAAGAGAACGUGCAGAUGAACUGGGAUGCCCAGCGACUGAAGAUUUAUGAGCAUUUUGGUCUCGCAAAGCCGGGAGCAAGUCCCGAUGGCGACGAGGAUGGGCGUGCUCUUGGCAGCUCACAACGUGAGCGAGGAGCGUUCGGCCGUUCUUCGCGUCGUAGUCGGCCUCUAGGUGCUUCAUCAGCGGGCAUGUCGUUUGGCCCGAACGGCAUGACGCGCUCUGUGCUGGGCACCUCUGCCUUGAGAGGCUCCACGACUGCGCACACAUUUACCGAUGUUUCGGAGAAGGCCCAGAAGGGCUCGUCUGGCAAUACGCUGGUCGGAGGCCUUGAUGAUCGCCUGCAGCGCGACAAAGCUGAGAAAUACGCCGCAAAGAUAUAUAGCAGAGACGGUUCCUCACUUAAUGGCGAAAGGAAUCGCGACGGUUGUUUCCCAGUCCUGCAUCGAUUUUCAGAAGUCGAACAGGCGGCUGGCAUCGACCACGCUGCCGCGUUGGUGAACAGCUACGAGGCUCUCAUAAGUAUCACCGGGGAACCGGCCGAGGAGAAGUCGGUAUCGGAUCCUUGUGCGAUCAGGGAACGACAGUUUGCCAAACAGUACCUGGAUGAAUCGCCCUUGUCGAGUGAGAGUGUUGGCAUGAGGAAGCGCAUCCUCAAUGGUUCUCGAAAGUGCCUGGAAGACAUGUAUUACAGAAGGGUUACCGAGACGGUCAACAAGGAUCUAAAAACCGCGCAGCUUGGUGGCAUGCCAACGAAAACGAGCUACAUUCGAGGCUACGUUAGAGUUCUUGACAGCCGAAGAGAGCUGGGUGACACCAGUUGUCUUGCCAAUAUCGAAGCCGCCGAUGGCAGCAACGACUUCCCUUGGGUCAUUCUGUACACUUUCCUGCGAUGCGGCCUCAUCCAAGAGGCUGCGGACUACGUGCAGCAAAACAUCACCUCGCUGCGUUCCAUCGAUCGAAAAUUCCCUCCAUACCUGCUAGAAUACGCACGUAGUCCAGAGAGGCUCUUGUCGCGAGAGUUCCGGUCCACGAUCAACACUGAGUACUCACAGAGCACGAAGUCAGCUGCAGAUGGAACAAUCGACCCGUACCGGGCCGCAUGCUACAAAAUAGUCGGUCGUUGCGAGUUGUCCAAGCGCGUUCUUGACAUCAAGACAGACGAAGAAGAUUGGAUCUGGCUGCAAUUUGCCCUUGCCCGGGAAGUGCCGCGCAGCGAGGAACAGGCUGGCGAAGUCUUUGGCCUCGAGCAGAUACGAGAAACCAUCGCUGAUAUCGGCAAGAGACACUUUUCUCAGGCCACGGAGAACCCUGGAGGGUACGGCUUGUUCUUCUUCAUGCAGAUUUUGGCUGGCAUGUUCGAAAAGGCAGUGGCAUGGCUGUAUCCGCACAAUCAUAUCAGUGCAGUGCAUUUUGCAAUCGCAUUGAGUUACUACGGGCUAUUGAGGGUCUCGGACCUGAAUACCUCCGAGCUAUUGUCCUAUACAACUCGACAACAAGCGCGCAUCAACUUUGCUCUCAUGGUCGGAUACUACACGUCCGAGUUUCGCGCGGCCAAACCUGUCGAUGCGGCAGAUUAUCUCUGCUUGAUCAACCUGAAUUCAGAUCUUCCCGGGGAUGCUGGUAUGCAGCAAGCCAAGAUCUGCUGGGAAGCCCUGCGGGAGCUGGUCCUGGAGACUCGCGAGUUCGCGGCACUGCUAGGUGAUUUGCGCGAAGACGGGACUCGUGUUCAGGGCGCCAUCGAGCAUCGCGUCCGCCUGAUCAAGCUCAAAGAUGACUUCGUCUCGGGCAAACGCAAGACGCAAGAUGGCAGUUUCGACACAAAGAAAUUCAUGGACGAACUCACCCUGCAAGCUGCCAUUGCAGCAGAUGAAAGCGGCCGAACCACGGACGCGGUGUUGCUAUAUCAUUUAGCAGGCGACUACGACGCUGUGUUGUCGAUUAUCAACCGGACUCUCUCCGAAGCGUUGACGGUACCUAUUGACGCAGAGCCGUUGAAGAUCGAGGCAACCAAACCGGCAAUGGAUCCUACAGCCGCCUCCGCGGAUGGCUCAGCACGGAGCACGUUCAGUCUGGCAACCGUAGACGAUCCCAUCACGCUGGCGAACAACUUCACCGCCUUGUACGCCAGAAACGCUGUGAUCAUGCAUCAGAUCAAAGAAUCGACGCGCGAAGCAUGCCAGAUCCUUCUCACGCUAGCAGAAGCGAAGCGAUUGUUGAAAGACAGUCUCUCCGCGCCCCUGAAUCAGGCCCCACCUUUCACCGCAGCUCUGGAAGCCAUCUCUCGCACCCAUCUGCUUCCCCUCGACGCCCAUGGCGACAUCAACGUCAUACGUACCGUCGCCGGCAACUUCCAGAAGCAGCCCCAAGUUGUGGCCAGGACGGUCGGCGACGUCAUAUUGUGGGCUGUGCAAGCCGUGCGAAGCGAGAGAAACAGGUUGGCCAGCACAGCCUUUGAGGACGCCGGCAAGCGUGCGAUGGAGAGGGAGCUGGAGACCAUAGGUAAGGAUCUGAUGGUCUUUGCCGGGUUAGUCAAAUUCAGACUCAGCCCAAGGGUAUUUGAGGUACUUGCUGGGGAGGGCGGUGAAAGUUUUUGAUUCGUGCGAUGUGGCCCAAACCGUGUUUCUUUUUCUUCUCCCUUUUUAAUAUUUUUCUUUUCUUGGGCACAUCGAACGGAAUAGACAAAGAAAUGAGUUCAACCCGAACGAGUCAAGGGCUUUGUAUCUAUUUCUUGCCAGCAAAAGGAAAAAAAAAACACUUCGGUACCCUAG
Messenger RNA from Verruconis gallopava, 3957 nucleotides. RefSeq lists its product as uncharacterized. The record is from RefSeq and is a predicted model, not a curated record. Bases 322 to 3783 code for a protein of 1153 amino acids. NCBI's taxonomy places the organism in Eukaryota, Fungi, Ascomycota, Dothideomycetes, Venturiales, Sympoventuriaceae. Gene Ontology annotation, molecular function: structural constituent of nuclear pore. The transcript has 3 exons. Gene Ontology annotation, cellular component: nuclear pore. Gene Ontology annotation, biological process: protein import into nucleus; poly(A)+ mRNA export from nucleus.